AUGGAAAAUGGACACCCACAAGACAAAGAGGAGCCGAACAAAGGCCAAGAAGAGGAGGGGAAUAGUCUGGAUUGGCUCCUUGGAAAAGACAGCUCAGAGAUCAUUCCUGCACCUAUGGACACCAACGUUUUACUGUCUGGACAAAAGCGUUCCAGUGUUGACAACAUAUGCGUUAAAGUAUUCACCAGGGAGAGAGUCUUUGAAGCAGUUUCCCAGGGGGACACAAGUCAACUUAAUGGCCUGCUCAACUACCUGCGAGUUAAUGAUAAGCAACUUACAAGCCCAGAAUAUGAAACAAAUGGGAAGACGGCUCUCCUGAAAGCGUUGCUGAAUCUAAAAGAUGGUAAAAAUGAUACCAUUGAAAUACUCCUUGGCAUAGCAGAGGAGACCGGAGAUUUAGAAAAUUUAAUCAACGCGUCUUACAAAGAUUCUUGCUACAAAGGUCAGACAGCCUUGCAUGUUGCCAUUGAAAGGAGGAGCUUUGACCAUGUGAAACUGCUGGUCCAGAAAGGAGCAGAUGUGCAGGCCAAAGCCAAUGGGAGGUUCUUCCAGCAUAAUGCAGGACUGGGCUUUUAUUUUGGAGAACUUCCACUGUCACUGGCUGCCUGCACCAACCAGCCUGAUAUUGUGUCUUUCCUAAUGGAUAACCCUCACAGAGGAGCUGACCUGACUGACAAGGACUCACAAGGAAACACUGUCUUGCACACCUUGGUGGUCAUAGCAGACAACACAAAAGAAAACACAGAUAUGGUUGCAAGGAUGUAUGACGAGAUCCUCAUUCUGCACCACAAACUGGAGAAAACAACAAAGGUCAAGCUGGAAGCUAUUGAAAAUGAUCAGGGGUUGACUCCUCUGAAGUUAGCAGCCAAGCUUGGAAAGAUUGGGCUGUUCAGGCACAUUUUGCAGCGGGAAUUUGUGGAUGAGGAGAUGAGGCCGCUGUCCAGGAAGUUACCAGAAUGGGUCUAUGGACCUGUUCACUCCUCACUUUAUGAUAUGAGUUCCAUCGACACCAACGAAGACAACUCUGUGUUGGAGAUAGUCGUCUUUGGGAGUGAAAUUCCGAAUCGUACUGAGAUGCUGCAGAUCGAGCCUCUUCACAGUCUUCUCGAGGAUAAAUGGGACAGGUUUGCUUCCAAACUAUUCUUGAUGAAUUUUUUGGUGUAUCUGAUAUACCUGAUCACCUUCACCACUGUGGCCUUCUACAGAAAGGAGGGACAGCCACCGUUUCCCGUUGAAAACACCCCGGUUGACCACCUCCGCUGCAUGGGUGAGCUCAUCAGUGUCCUUGGAGCAGCGUGGUUUUUCUAUAAAGCGAUAGUUAUUUUCAAGAGGAACCCCCCAAACUUCAAGGCUCUGUACACGGAUGGAUUCUGUGACAUUCUGUUUUUCCUGCAGGCGACACUCCUCCUGAUCUGCGCAAUUUUGUACAGCUGUGGGCGGAGAGAGUAUGUUGGACUCCUUGUGCUCUCACUGGCUCUUGCCUGGAUCAAUGUCCUUUACUACUCAAGAGGAUCUAAACAAAUGGGGAUGUACAGUGUCAUGAUGCAAAGGAUGAUCCUGGGUGAUCUGUUACACUUCUUAUGUGUCUAUGGUGUCUUGCUCUUUGGAUUUUCUGCAGCUAUUGUUGCACUCAUAGAAGACUCCGCUCCAACUCUGGCCGAUGGCACACCGGCACAUGGAAGGAGCUUUGCUGCCGAUACAUUCAAGUGCAAGAAGCCAAGUUACAACGACAUCCGCUUUACGACACUGGAAUUGUUCAAGUUCACUAUUGGAAUGGGAGAUCUGGAGUUCACCGACCACGUUCAGUAUAAGGAGGUUUUCUACAUCCUGCUCAUUUUGUACAUAGUCCUCACUUACAUCCUGCUGCUCAACAUGCUCAUAGCCCUGAUGGGCAACACAGUUGAACGAAUCUCCAAAGAAAGUGAAAACAUCUGGAACCUGCAGAGAGCCUUUACAAUUUUGGACAUGGAGAGGACUCUGCCGAGGGGCCUGAAAAGUAAACUGUACUCAGGAGUGUCAAAGAUGGUGUGUCUGAGAGGCGAGAAUGAUGAGUGUCGGAGAUUUUUCAGGGUGGAGGAAAUGAAUUGGAGACAAUGGAAGUCAGACCUUGGUGUAAUCCGAGAGGAAGACCCCGGGAAUCAAAUGAUGAAGCCACAGCCCAACGACCAGACUCUCGGGUACCGGUGGAACCUAAAUCCACUCCUGGAGAGGAUUCGUUCCGGACGUCGCCCACCACAGCAUUCCAGCGUUCCCAGGGUUUAAAAUUUGAACAUUCACAUUCAGGUUGCAUGUGGACAUCAGCAGCCACAACGGCCUAUCCUCUAUUUU
Seriola dumerili (greater amberjack) is the source of this 2328-nucleotide messenger RNA. RefSeq names its product transient receptor potential cation channel subfamily V member 1-like. Gene Ontology annotation, biological process: calcium ion import across plasma membrane. The record is from RefSeq and is a predicted model, not a curated record. Gene Ontology annotation, molecular function: calcium channel activity; protein binding. The transcript is spliced from 15 exons. Gene Ontology annotation, cellular component: membrane. Lineage: Eukaryota; Metazoa; Chordata; Actinopteri; Carangiformes; Carangidae. Bases 1 to 2262 code for a protein of 753 amino acids.